Sitophilus oryzae (rice weevil) is the source of this 2266-nucleotide messenger RNA. Its product is annotated as T-cell immunomodulatory protein. Gene Ontology annotation, cellular component: plasma membrane. The record is from RefSeq and is a predicted model, not a curated record. The coding region runs from base 279 to 2075 and encodes 598 amino acids. The transcript is spliced from 9 exons. Lineage: Eukaryota; Metazoa; Arthropoda; Insecta; Coleoptera; Curculionidae.
AAGAAAACAUAUGAUUUUGACAGCUAUUUUUUGAGAAUUUUUGUGACGCAUCAAAACAAAAAUAAUCCCAAAAUUUCCUCUCAAAAUCAAAUUACUAGUGAUUAGGUACAUUUAAUAAGCAAGGAUUAUUGCAAAGUGUGAUUAUAUCGAACUGAAAAUCAAAUCGUAUUAAAUUUAUACCGCAAUAAAAUUCUGGAUGUAGUGGCAACUUGCCUAAACAGGGCAUAGUCCUUAAAAAGUGAUUUCUGAGUGUCUACAGCUUUAUAAAACGGUCCAAAAUGGCUUUUCCGUGGAUGAAUCUUCUUCUUUUCCUAUCGUGUGUUUCCAGAAUAUUUACUAACGAUAGUGACAUCACACGAUCAGUUUUUGGAGGGUUUACCGAUGGAAUGCCAGCAGCUUUUGGUGAUUUUAACUCAGAUGAACUCACUGACGUAUUUGUUCUGUUAGAUAAUGGCACAUCAUUUGAAAUUUUACUGGCGCACGAAGAAGAGAUUUUACUAAGGCCAGCCAAUCCUCGUUUGAAAUGUGGGUUUAAGCAUUCUCUAAUAACGAGUAUAGUACCUGGUGAUUUUGAUGGUGAUGCUUUUAUGGAUGUAAUGGUCACAACCAUCUCCACUAAAGAGGACUCAGAUCGUUCUCUAACUCAUGUUCAUAUAAUAUGGGGAGGGUCAAGCCCGUUAAACUGCAGUAACAUACAUCCUCCAGUAAUAAGCAUGAUCGGGGAGCCACUGGCAAUAGAUUACAAUCAGGAUAUGAUUAUAGAUUUGUUUGGACAGGUCAGGGAAAAUGACCGAAUGGUAAGAAUGUUUUGGAUUUUUAACCAAAAUAGAACAGCUCCUAAAGCAAUUCCGAUGGAGGACAAUAAUAGCAGGGAGGAGUUAAGAAGACCACAUGCUCAUGCAUUUUUGGAUUUAAACCAUGAUCUUAUGGCAGAUCUAUUUAUUACCACACCCAACCAUUUUGAAGUGUGGCUUGGCAAAGAGAGUGGGCACGGCUAUAUUUAUAACAACACAAUCUUGCAUCCAAAUAAAGCACAGGUUAUCGGCCAAUCCCUCUUUAUUGAUGUAGAAUUGAGAGGUUCUAUGGACUUGGUGACUCCAGUGUGUUUUGACAAGAAUUGUAACAAUUGUGCUUUGAUGGUGUUUUCUGAAGGGGAAUGGAUCAAUCUUCAAGUUAAUUUCAAAGAUGAUUCGGGAAAUAAUUGGAAAUUUCAUCUAAAACCAGGAAGUAGAUAUACUGAUACAAUUACUUUAAGAAGUGGAGAUUUUAACAUGGACGGAUACCCAGAUAUUUUAGCUACUUUAUCUCAAGAUGGCGAACAUCCUCAGGCAUUUUUACUGGAAAAUGUCGCUUGUCAAACAGGUUGUGACAAGUUUAAAAGAUCAUAUGCCAUCAAAUGGAAUGCACUAAAUCCUUUUCGUAAUGGCACAGCGAUGGCAGCCUUUUUCGAUUUUUACCAAGAUGGUAUCCUAGAUUGUGUUCUGGUCACGUAUAGCGAAGGCAAAUAUCAGACUGCCGCGUUCAAAAAUAGUUUGGAUUAUGACGCAAAUUUCAUUAAAGUUAUGGUUAUUACCGGAUUAACCAAUAAGAAUAAUCAAAUGAUAAUGGGUCGCGUAGGAAAGAAAAGAAGGACCUAUGGAACUAACUUACCAGGACCUUCAGUAUCUUAUAAAACGACCACCCAGGAUGGGAAUUUGAGACACGGAUUAUCAUCUCAGCUACCUCAAUCGGCACAUUUCAGUUUAAACCUACCUUAUACUAUUUUUGGUUUGGGAAGAACGCCAAAUUUUGUUGAUUCAGUCACCGUAGGACUGUCCCAUAACUAUAAAAAUUGGACUCAAAUUAUUCCAAAUUCUCAAAUGGUUGUAAUACCAUGGCCAGUCAAUGAGCCUGGAAGAUGGAAGGCUCAGCUAUUUGUUACGCCCAGUAAACUCAUUCUUAUGUCAGUUGCUGCUUUGACAGCGGUGUGUGGUAUGAUCACUGUGAUAAUUGGAGUGUUGCAUUGGAAAGAAAGACAGGAAGACAAGAAAGAAAGGUUGUCAGAAAGUCAUAGGUUUCAUUUUGAUGCGAUGUAACUGGAUAUUUUCAGCGUCAUUGUAAUUGUGAUUAUCUGCUAGUUUUCUUUUUUAUUUAUAAUGUAUAUUAUUGUACUAAAUUAACCUUUUUUAUUUAAGAUUUUAAUUUAAACCUUGUAUAAAUAAUUUAUUUAGGUAUUUUAUGUAAUUAGGUGCAUACAAAGUUACACAAUAAAAUAAUGUUGUUUAUU